Aureococcus anophagefferens is the source of this 1686-nucleotide messenger RNA. RefSeq lists its product as hypothetical. The annotation marks the transcript as partial. The record is from RefSeq and is a predicted model, not a curated record. Gene Ontology annotation, molecular function: phosphopantetheine binding. Gene Ontology annotation, biological process: amino acid activation for nonribosomal peptide biosynthetic process; secondary metabolite biosynthetic process. The transcript has 5 exons. Gene Ontology annotation, cellular component: cytoplasm; cytosol. NCBI's taxonomy places the organism in Eukaryota, Pelagophyceae, Pelagomonadales, Pelagomonadaceae.
GCGCGGCUCGCGGCGCUCGGCUGCCUGGGGCCGGACGCGCCCGUCGCGCUCCUGCUGGAGCGGGACCCGUCGCUCGUCGUCGGCGUCUACGGCGCGCUCGCCGCGGGCGGCUGCUACGUGCCCCUCGAGCCCGACUACCCGCUCGAGCGCAUCAAGACCGUCGUCGAGGACGCGGGCUGCUCCGUCGUCGUGACCCAGCAGCGCCUCGCCGUCGUGCCCCUCAAGUUCGGCGCCGACGACGCGGGCGGCCUCGACGUCUUCGGCGGCGGCGACCGCGACGACUGCGGCGCCGGCGCGCGCGCGCCGACGACGACGCCGGGCCACCUCGUCUACAUCUUCUACACGUCGGGGACGACGGGCAAGCCCAAGGGCGUCGCCGUCGAGCACCGGGGCCUCGUGCGGCGCAUCGCGUGGUUCGACCGCCUCUACCCCCUGAAGGCGGGCAGGGACGCGAUGCUCCUGAAGACGACGUACACCUUCGGCAUCUCCGAGUGGGAGCUGUUCUGGGCGCCGACGACGGGCGCGACGACCGUCGUCGCGAACAACGAGGGCCACCGCUUCGCGUCCUACGUCGCCGACAUCAUGCUCGCGGGCGACGUCACGGCGUGCUGCUUCGUGCCGUCGGCGCUCGCCGCGCUGUGCGAGACGCUCAUCGGCGACCACCCGGGCGUCAAGGCCAAGGUCCGCGUGGCCAUCUCCUGCGGCGAGGCGCUGCCCGCGGCGACGGCGAAGCUCUUCUUCCAGGCCUUCGACGGGGGCGCGAAGCUCAACAACGUCUACGGCCCGACGGAGGCGGACAUGACGUACUACGAGAUGGACAGGGCCACGGCGCUGGCCAUGGCGCGGCCGCCGCCCAUCGGCCGGCCCAUGGACAACGUCACGGCCUACCUCCUCGACGAGCGGCUGCGCCCCGUCCCGGCGGGCGCGCCGGGCCACCUCCACUUCGGCGCGCCCCACGCGUGCCGCGGCUACGUGAACCUGCCCGACGCGAACGCCAAGGCCUGGGUCAAGAACCCCUUCAAGGGGUCGCCCUACGUCUCGUCGAAGACGCCCGUCGGCGACAAGCUCUACGCGACGGGCGACCUCGCGCGCUGGCUGCCCUCGGGCGACCUCGCCUUCUGCGGCCGCGUCGCCGUGGGCCAGAUCAAGCUCCGCGGGUUCCGCAUCGAGCUCGACGACGUCGCCGCGGCGCUGCGGGCGCACCACGACGUCGGCUCGUCGGCCGCGGCGCUCCUCGACGCGGGCACGCCGCGCGCGAAGCUCGUCGGCUACGAAACACCCCACCCCUCGGGAAACCAUCGCCCCCCUCGGCUCGGGAAACCUAUCGCCCCACAGCUGCUGCCGGCCUACGCGGCGCCGUCCGUCGUCGUCCAGUUGGACGCGAUGCCCGUGACGUCGCGGGGCAAGCUCGACCGGAAGCGGCUGCCGCCGCCGCCCGCGGAUCUGGGCAUGGGCGAGGGCGACUUCGUGCCCUGCGAGAGCCGCACGGAGAAGGUCAUCGAGGCCGUCUGGCAGGAGCUCCUGGGCUACGACGACACGCCCAUCUCCGCGCUCGGCGACUUCGUCGCUUUGGGGGGCAACUCGCUCCUGGCGGGCCGCGCGACGACGCGGCUCCGCCUCGAGCUCGGCCUCAAGUCGCUGCCGGGCACGGCCAUGUACAUGCACCCGACGAUCCAGGCGCUGGCC